AUGACGACGACGAGAGGCGGUCUCUCUGUCAUCUCGACGAGUAGUAAAGGCCUUAAUGCUAUUCUUCUUCGUCGGAGACGAAGUUUGGUCGUCGUCGCCUCUUCUUCUGUUCCUCCUUCUUCUUCGUAUUACUCACCACCACCAUUACCACCUGGAGCAGCUACAGAGUACGCCUUGGUCGCGGAAGUGGCCGAGAGUUCUAACUCGGAAAAAGGCGGAGGUUCGAUGCCUUUUGGCGGUCUCGACAGCAUGAGUGCGCCGUCGACGUCGACGUCUGAGGACGAUGGGAUCGUAACCGUCGCGGUUGAUGACGAAGAUCCGAGCGAGAAAACCGGAUUGAACCCGUUCAACGUCGGCAGAAUAUUCACGGGCUACCCGGACGCGAACGAGUUCGAAGACGGCGUCCAAGCCGCCUCUCUCGGCUCUCAGUUAGCGUUUACCUUGGCGGUCGUCUUACUCGUCAUCAUCACCGGUGGGACCUUAUACGUCUCCGCGCGCGAAGCCAUGGACAGGAAAGAAGAAUCCGACGCUCGAGAAGAAAUGGAACGACAGGAACGAAUCGUCGAGGCGAACAAAGGAAAAUUAAACCAAGCGGCGAAUAAGAGAAGGAAACCGAAAGUGAGCAAUUUGGACAAGUUAGUCGCGGAAGGAAUCAUAGAACCAGGGAGCGCCAACGCGGCGUCGAAGAAAAAAUUAAACAGAAAAGACCGAAGAGAGCAGCAAAAAUUGACUUCUUCAACCGGCGACUUUGGCGCUCCUACGAACGACGAAGAAGAAGAAGAAGAAGAAGAAGAUUUCAAAGACGACGAAGAGUAA
Bathycoccus prasinos is the source of this 816-nucleotide messenger RNA. RefSeq lists its product with no specific name. Bases 1 to 816 code for a protein of 271 amino acids. The transcript has a single exon. The record is from RefSeq and is a predicted model, not a curated record. NCBI's taxonomy places the organism in Eukaryota, Viridiplantae, Chlorophyta, Mamiellophyceae, Mamiellales, Bathycoccaceae.